This is a messenger RNA of Cylas formicarius (sweet potato weevil), 898 nucleotides long. RefSeq names its product small ribosomal subunit protein eS6 (gene RpS6). The transcript has a single exon. Gene Ontology annotation, cellular component: ribosome. Lineage: Eukaryota; Metazoa; Arthropoda; Insecta; Coleoptera; Brentidae. Gene Ontology annotation, biological process: translation. The record is from RefSeq and is a predicted model, not a curated record. The coding region runs from base 109 to 849 and encodes 246 amino acids. Gene Ontology annotation, molecular function: structural constituent of ribosome.
GCUCUGUCAUUUUGUAACAUGGUCGGCUAAGGCGAUCCACGUGUUAUUAAGUUUUAACGCAAUUAUUUUCGAUUUUGUUAUAAACGUUUCUUUAACAAAUUUGAAAUCAUGAAGUUGAAUGUGUCGUAUCCCGCCACGGGCUGUCAGAAACUGUUCGAGGUGGUGGACGAGCACAAAAUCCGUAUAUUUUACGAGAAGCGUAUGGGUCAGGAAGUAGAAGCCGAUCCGCUAGGCGACGAAUGGAAGGGUUACGUGCUAAAAAUUGCCGGCGGUAACGACAAGCAGGGCUUCCCCAUGAAACAGGGUGUGCUUACUAACAGCAGAGUACGUUUGCUUUUGUCGAAAGGUCACUCGUGCUAUAGACCUAGACGCGAUGGAGAACGUAAACGUAAAUCCGUAAGAGGAUGUAUUGUCGACGGUAACCUCAGUGUUUUGGCGCUGGUAGUUGUGCGUAAAGGCGAGCAGGAAAUUCCUGGUUUGACCGAUACAAAUGUGCCCCGCCGUUUGGGCCCCAAAAGGGCGUCCAAUAUCAGGAAGUUGUUCAAUUUAUCAAAGGACGACGAUGUAAGACAGUACGUAGUAAAACGUCCUCUGCCGCUGAAAGAAGGCAAGAAGCAGCGAUACAAGGCACCGAAGAUUCAGCGGCUGGUUACGCCUGUAGUGCUGCAACGCAAGCGUCAUCGUUUGGCUUUGAAGAAGAAGCGCUGCUUGAAACGCAAAGAGGAGGCUGAUACCUAUGCUAAACUACUGGCUCAGAGGAAGAAGGAGUCAAAGGCACGGAAGGAAGAGCUUAAGAGACGUAGGUCUGCCAGUGUUAGAGAGAGCAGGUCCAGCACUCACAGUAAAUAAAUCUCUGUUCAUAUGAGAAUUUAUUACGAUUAAUAAAAUAUUUUGGAAA